AUGCACAUUCCCGCCAGCCGAUCACCGUUUGGACCACUGCGUGAUUCAGUGAAGGCUGCUGUUGCUCUCAAUUUUCCCACUCCCGCGCCACUGGGAAGGCGUCUGUCGUCCACCAUGGCUCAGGAGUCAUCAACGAUUAAAGUUGGGUUUAUAGGGGGGGGGAAAAUGGCGAAGGCGAUGGCUGUGGCUCUGGCGGGUUUGUUGUUUCUUACUGUGAAGCCUUGGAAUGUCCCUGAGGUGCUUGCUUCCCUCGCAUUGUGGAGGGAGGAGUCAAAUGCUCUUCCGUUCCUCGUUUCUGCUUGCGCUGGGGUCUCGCUUUCAAGGCUAGAGGAGACGACGCUAAACUCCCCUGUCGCGCGCAUAAUGCCGAAUGUACUGUGCGCUGUUGGUGAAGGUUCCACUUGUUACUGUGGGAAGCAUUUGACUGCGGACAACGAGGCGGUGCUGCUGCGGGCGCUGCGGGCCUUCGGCCGUGUACACUCUGUUCCAGAAAGCUACUUCGAUGCGUACUGCGCAAUUAGCGGCUCGAGCCCUGCAUUCGUCUGCACGUUCAUUGAGGCACUCAUUGAUGCUGGGGUCAAGUGGUGGGUGUCGGCCUUCUUCGGCUUGCCGCGGCAGUUGGCCACCGAGGCGGCGCUGCAGUCCGUGCGCGGCACAGCGACUUUGGUACAAAAGAAGGAAAUACACCCCGCCCUCAUUCGCGACGAGAUCACCACACCUGGGGGCACAACCAUAGCCGGCCUGAUGGCGAUGGAGAGGAGGGCCUUUAGAGCUGCAGUGCUUGUGGGGCGCAGUCGCAGAUGCGGUGCAGGCCACCUAUGA
Messenger RNA from Eimeria acervulina, 822 nucleotides. RefSeq names its product pyrroline-5-carboxylate reductase, putative. The record is from RefSeq and is a predicted model, not a curated record. Bases 1 to 822 code for a protein of 273 amino acids. Gene Ontology annotation, molecular function: pyrroline-5-carboxylate reductase activity. Gene Ontology annotation, biological process: L-proline biosynthetic process. The transcript has 7 exons. NCBI's taxonomy places the organism in Eukaryota, Apicomplexa, Conoidasida, Eucoccidiorida, Eimeriidae.